Solanum verrucosum is the source of this 1709-nucleotide messenger RNA. RefSeq lists its product as uncharacterized. Gene Ontology annotation, molecular function: UDP-N-acetylmuramate-L-alanine ligase activity; ATP binding. The transcript has 14 exons. The coding region runs from base 1 to 1659 and encodes 552 amino acids. The record is from RefSeq and is a predicted model, not a curated record. Gene Ontology annotation, biological process: biosynthetic process. NCBI's taxonomy places the organism in Eukaryota, Viridiplantae, Streptophyta, Magnoliopsida, Solanales, Solanaceae.
AUGGAACUAUCGGCAAUAAUGUCGCCGGCGAACUACCCGGAAAGAAGUUGUAGUUAUUCUCAAGCAAUUACUCUUACAAAUCGCCGCCAAAUAGUUCAGAGUCGCAAAUUAAAAUACGUUCGAACAACUUCCCCUUCUUUGAAAUUAUCCCCAGUGAUUACGGAUUGCGACAAUGCAGAAGUCAUCGGUGCAAGAGAGUGCAAAGGGAAGGAAUGGAUUCACUUUGUCGGCGUUGGAGGUUGUGGUUUGUCCGCUCUCGCCAUGCUUGCUCUCAAACAAGGUUAUGAGGUCAGUGGUUCUGAUAUGACGUGGAGCGAUGCCAUGGACGCAUUGCGAGAAGCAGGUGCUCGAGUGUAUAUUGGCCAUUCUGAGCUUAAUUUGAGAAAGAAUAAUGGGUUGGUGCCUGAUUCCCUUGUUGUGUCAAGUGCUAUUCGUGGGGGCAAUGUGGAGAUUUUACAUGCCGAGUCUGUUGGAAUACCUGUGUACAAGCGAGGAGCUUGGUUGGGUAGGAUCACCAAAGGUUACAACCUCAUUGCUGUCAGUGGGAGCCAUGGGAAGACUACCACAGCUAGUAUGCUUGCUUUUGUAUUAAAUGCAAUGGGGGAUGAUCUUACAGCUGUAAUUGGGGCUCGGGUACCACAGCUUGCUGAAAGAAACAUCAUCUGUGGAACUGGUUGCAACUUUGUACUGGAGGCUGAUGAAUAUGACUGUUGCUUCCUUGGAGUAACACCUCAAAUAGCUGUGGUAACAAAUGUAGAUUGGGAACAUGUAGACAUGUUUCAAGACGAGGAAGCAGUUAAAACUAUUUUCAGGAAGUUCAUAGGUCAGAUAAGGGUUGGAGGACAUUUAAUUUUAUGCGGUGAUAGUCCGGUUGCAUGUUCUUUGGUCAACAAAACGGACUCAGGCUCUGCUCUUCCAGUUCUUCGCAAUGAUGCAUUCCAGAUUUCAACUUACGGAAUUUCUAGUUGUAACGAUUGGCAUGCCGUAUCAAUAUCCCCAAACUCUUGUGGGGGUAGUGACUAUCAGCUGUUUCACAAGGGACUUCAUAUUGCGGACAUCAGCCUACAGAUGCCUGGAGUCCACAAUGUUCUUAAUUCAUUAGCAGUCAUUGCAACAAUCAGUGCUCUUUCCACGGAUCAGAAAAACUUUCUUAGUUCCAUUGCUUCUUUGAAACUACACUUGCAAAAUUUUGAAGGUGUUUCUAGACGUUUUGAGAGGAUAGGUACAGUCCGUGGGUGCCAUAUAUACGAUGACUAUGCUCACCAUCCCACCGAAAUUCAAGCUACUAUUCAAGCAGCACGCCAGAGGUUUCCGUUUCAAAAACUUGUAGUAAUAUUUCAGCCUCAUACAUACAGUCGUCUAGCAGCAUUGAAAGAUGACUUUGCUAUUGCAUUCACUAAUGCGGAUAGGGUUGUGAUUACAGAGAUUUAUGAAGCUAGAGAAACAAAUCUGUGGAAGAUCAAUGGCCGCGAUCUUGCAAUAUCUAUAGUUGACCCACCAUCUGAGUUUAUCCCUUCCCUGAUACAAGUGCUGGAAAUGCUGGUUGUUCAUAUAUCCAAGGAUCCCGAUCAUGAAACUGUCAUCUUGACCCUAGGAUCAGGAGACAUAACUUCAGUGGGUCGUAAACUACUAACUGAAUUGCAGCACAGAUUGCUAUAAUGUACUGCUUCACGAGACUGGCAGCUAACUCAGAUGUUUAUAGCCUUCAC